GGGCGGGAUCAUGUCGGACCUGGGCUCUGAAGAGUUGGAGGAGGAGGGAGAGAAUGAUCUUGGGGGGACCUACAAAUUUAAAAGUGGUGCGCGGUACAUUGGAGGAUAUGUUAAAAAUAAAAAACACGGUCGAGGCACUUUUGUCUAUCCAGACGGAUCAAGAUAUGAAGGGGAGUGGGCGGACGACCUGAGGCAUGGCCACGGCGUGUACCGCUACGUCAACAAUGACAGCUACACCGGGGAGUGGUUUGCUCACCAAAGGCACGGGCAAGGCACCUACUUCUAUGCGGAGACAGGCAGCAAGUACGUGGGUACCUGGGUGAAUGGCCAGCAGAAGGGCACGGCCGAGCUCAUCCACCUGAACCACAGGUACCAGGGCAAGUUCUUGAACAAAAAUCCCGUUGGCCCUGGAAAGUACGUGUUUGAUAUUGGCUGUGAACAGCAUGGGGAAUAUCGCUUAACAGAUGUGGAAAGAGAAGAGGAUGAGGAGGAGACACAGGUAGCUGUUGCUCCAAACUGGAAAGUGACCAAAAUCACAGAAUUGGCCUUGUGGACCCCGACCCUCCCCCAGGAGCAGCCCGCUGCGGAUGGACCAGGCCAGGGCGAGGCCCCAGAAGCUGAGGGCGGGGGAGAGCCGGCGGAGGAGGUCCAGCCUCUGACCAACGUGUCAGAGGGGGAAUUAGAUUCAAUGCAGCCUGGAGAGGAGGAGGGAGACGCCAGCAGGGAGGAUGGAGAGGAAUUCCACUACGACAGCUUAGACCAGGGAAACGUUAGUUUUGAAGAGGAAGCCAGGCAGCCAGAACUGCUGGAUUAAGAUGAAGCAAAAGCCAGAGUGGUAGGAGGUUGAAUCUUAAAGAUGUGUCUGUUACCAGGGUAGUUAUUACUAAUCUAUCACUAAUUUUUCUUACUUAGUUGUUUGUUAAGAUGUUUUGCAAUUGCAAAUAAAUUUCUUCAUUAACCUUUGUUUAUGAAA
This is a messenger RNA of Lipotes vexillifer (Yangtze River dolphin), 973 nucleotides long. It is a transcript of the gene RSPH1, whose product is annotated as radial spoke head component 1. The transcript has 8 exons. Gene Ontology annotation, biological process: axoneme assembly; spermatid development. The coding region runs from base 11 to 814 and encodes 267 amino acids. NCBI's taxonomy places the organism in Eukaryota, Metazoa, Chordata, Mammalia, Artiodactyla, Lipotidae. Gene Ontology annotation, cellular component: nucleus; motile cilium. The record is from RefSeq and is a predicted model, not a curated record.